Molecule: messenger RNA, 1725 nt
Organism: Caenorhabditis sp. 36 PRJEB53466
Lineage: Eukaryota; Metazoa; Nematoda; Chromadorea; Rhabditida; Rhabditidae
Source: the annotation of a GenBank genome assembly
AUGAAGACUAUUUUGCAGGUUUCGCAUUUGGAAAACGGGUUUUUGAGCAAGCAAAGAACUUUUUCAGGCGGAGAAGUCAGGCAGAUCGAUUGAAGUAUCCACGUCUUUCGAAGUUGACGUCGGACCAAUUGAAAAGACCUAUGAAUUCGCAGCCGGUGCCGGAAUCAUCGCUGGCAGAAAGUUUGAAGACGGGAAGUAAGAAGCGCGAUGAGUGCAAGUGUAUUCGAAGAGCUUUUAAAAUUUUAGGCCGAGUUUUGACAAGUCUAAUUUUUCUGAACUUUUCCUCAGACUUUGCUCUCGUCUCUCGAAGUUUGGCCAGCUAUCUCUCGAAGUUUUGUCAGGAGGAGAGCUGACGUGUCCUGUCGUAAAAACAACGAUUUCCCGCUCAUCGCAAAGUACCCUGUUAAUAUCAAUAUGCAAAUCGACUCCUAUAUAGGGAGGAAUCUGGUCCUUCUGGUCAUCAUUCCGGCAUGGACACCAGCCUUUAUCUCUCCAUUCUCCUCUUUCUUCUCUUUUGCGUGGAAUCCUUCGCUGAAGAACCUCCGCGGCUGUUCCGUCGUCUCUCCGAAGCGGAAAAUGCGAACGUGCAAGAGACGUGCAGCGUUAUCUCUGCAAACAACCGCCGCAUGCUCUUCAACGCCACCGUUCUCCCCCCAACCGAGAGCAACUUUCUGGCACGCAUCCAUAAUCCUCGUCACACGUUCACCGCUGCCCUCGUGUCGCCACGUCAUAUCUUGUUUGCUGGAGACCCGUGGUACAAAAGGGUGAACAAAUCAUAUUGCGUUGGAGAGUACGUUCGGUUCCUGACAAUUGCACGUAAUCCUCUUUUUACAGUGACUAUGUGCUGAGCGACGAGAACACUGCCCUAUGGACCGCCGAGAUCAACAGAAAGGAGACCAAAUUGAUGCCAGCUCCGAAUCUUCCACUCAGUCGAAUUACUAUUCUCGGAGGGUGCCAGUGGAAGAAACCACCAAUGAGGAUGCUGACUGUUUUCGAAUUGAAAAACAGCUUGAACUUCUCGGAACUAAUCCGCCCAAUCUGCCUGCUCAACAAUGAGAGUCUCUUGACAAACGACACUGAACUCUAUCUGUAUGGCGCCGGAGGAGUGUUUCUUAACGAAACAAAAUUGAACGCGGAAGUUGGCAACAGAAAGACGGUGUUUAGACAAAGUUCCGUUUGUCCACCAAAGACCGGGAAGGAAUUCAUUUGUGGUUUUUCUGAUGCAGACUUCUGCUUUGUAAUAUCCAUUCUUAACUAUACGUUCUUUACAUUUUUUUGCAGUCCGAUUAUGGCAGCAGCUUUGUGAUGGAUGUCGACGGUCGUAAACAUCUUGCUGGUCUUCUUGCUUCUCACGGCUGUGAGUUGUCAACUUUUGAAACAAAUCAGCGUUAACUUUUAGUUAAUGCAUCUGUAUUUAAAUGUAACGGAUCAACGAACGCAUCCAAGCUCCCCCUUGCCUUCUACCCAAUCACUAACUUCUCGACUCGUUUGUGCGACGUCAUCGGACUGUGCCCCCGAGGAAAUAGUUCCCAAACUGAAGCAGUCACCGAACAGACUCCAACCACUCCAACCGUCAACACUUCCAAGACGCUUGCCCCGGCUGAACCUGACAACUCGAGAGGAGAGGUGUACGUGUACACCGACAAGCCGCGGCCGAUUCGCAACUGUUCCAGAUCGUCUCCGCCGAAACCGAAAGAAGAUUUGCACGUUCACAUUUUUGUUUGA